This is a messenger RNA of Stylonychia lemnae, 1056 nucleotides long. Lineage: Eukaryota; Ciliophora; Spirotrichea; Sporadotrichida; Oxytrichidae. The record is from the annotation of a GenBank genome assembly.
AUGGGAAACACUUGUGCCAGAAAGCCACUUACUGAUUCUAUUCCAUAAAAGCGUAACGGAUCAUAGCCUGAGAAUUCAGAAUUGAGAAGUAUGACUGUAGAGUCUGAAAAUCUACUCAAUUCCAACGCAAAAAUCUCCAAAGAUGAUUUUAAGAUCAUAAAAGUAAUUGGAAGAGGCACUUUUGGAAAAGUAUUUAUGGUUAAAUUGAAGGAAAACAACAUGGUUUAUGCAAUGAAAGUUUUGAAAAAAGAAUAAGUAGCAUCAAGAAACCUUAGGGUAAAGACAAAGGCUGAAAGAGAUAUUUUGGAAAAGAUAAAAAAUCCAUAUAUCGUGGAUUUGCACUAUGCAUUCCAGACAGAAGACAAGCUGUAUUUCGUCAUGGACUUUUUAAACGGAGGUGAACUAGAUUUGAAACCUGAAAAUAUCAUUCUGGAUAGUGAUGGAAAUCUAAAAAUCACAGAUUUCGGAUUAUCGAAGCAAGGACUCGACAAAUAAAAUGAUAAGAGCAAAACUUAUUCAUUUUGCGGAACACCUGAGUAUCUUGCGCCUGAAAUCAUUACUGGAGAAGGACAUGAUAAAGCAUCAGACUGGUGGAGUCUGGGAGCAUUGAUAUAUGAGAUGCUUUCUGGUAGACCUCCACAUUAUCAGAAAAACAGAAAGUAAAUGAUGGCAGACAUUGUUGAAAAACGUAUCGAGAUGAAACCAUAUUUCAGUGUAGAGGCUAAAAGUCUUCUUUCAGGAUUACUCGAGAGAGAUCCGAGUAAAAGACUUGGGUCCGGAGAAGAAGAUGCUCUUCAAAUCAAGAGACACCCUUUUUUUGCUAAGAUUGACUUUUAAAAGCUGUAUGACAAAUAAAUAGCUCCACCAUUUAAACCUACUGUCUCUGGACCUGAAGAUACUCGGAAUAUUGAUAAAAUGUUCCUCGAUGAAACUGCUAAAGAUACACCGGCUGUUUCAAAUCUUUCACCUGAUGCUAAAAAGAAAAAUCACUUUGAUGAGUUUACUUAUCAAGGAAAUAAUGGAGGAGUAGAAGGACUUAAGUUCAAGAAGAAAUGA